Molecule: messenger RNA, 2706 nt
Organism: Emericellopsis cladophorae
Lineage: Eukaryota; Fungi; Ascomycota; Sordariomycetes; Hypocreales; Bionectriaceae
Product: putative transcriptional regulatory protein-like protein
Exons: 1
Coding region: 1-2706 (901 amino acids)
Biological process (GO): regulation of DNA-templated transcription; DNA-templated transcription
Molecular function (GO): DNA binding; DNA-binding transcription factor activity, RNA polymerase II-specific; zinc ion binding
Source: RefSeq, a predicted model, not a curated record
AUGGCCUUCCAACUACCACCAGGCGUCCAUCCGCCGCCUGCGGCCUCCUUCAACCCGCCUCAGAUCUUCGGCUCCUACGCCACCGACGCCCUGCCACAACUCCCGCCAGAUCUCGCCGCCCAGAUGUUCGCCGACUCGCAUACCUUUCCCUACGACGAGUCGCAAGACGCCAAGCGCAGACGCAUCGCCCGCGCCUGCGACAUGUGUCGCAAGAAGAAGAUCAAGUGCGACGGCAAACUGCCCAGCUGCACCCAGUGCAUCAACUACAAAGCCGAGUGUGUCUUCACCCAGGUCGAGAAGAAGCGCGCGCCCCCCAAGGGCGCCAAGUACAUUGAGGGCCUGGAGAACCGGCUGGGUAGGAUGGAGCAUCUGCUCCGGCUGAGCGGGCUCCUGUCCGAGGGCGAGGAGACGGACCUGGGCGCCCUCGAGAAGAAGCUGGAGGAGCAGAGGAACUCGGAGGCCAGUCGGCAGGGGAGCCUGGCCGUGCCCUCGACCCCCGCCAGCCCCGCGACCAAGCCCCCCUCUGUAAAUACGACCGCAGCGAACAGCCAGGCGUCGCCUGCGGAUACUCUUUCGCCACAACCCAAGGACAAGGACAAGGACAAGGAGCAGCAGCAGCAGCAGCAGCAGCAGCCGCAACGUCGCAGUUCAAAUGUGCGCACGGCGAGCGUCGAGGACGCUGAGCCGGAGGAAGAUGUUGAAAACUUGUCGGACCUCAUGUGUUCCCUCGUGACGAACCAGUCGGGCGAGACGAGAUACCUCGGCUCCUCCUCCGGCUUCAGCAUCUUCUCCCCCAAGGGCAUACAGUGGGUGAACCAGAAGACGGGCAACGACUCGUUCCGGAACAUGAUCUCGGAAGUGUCCGAAGAUGAUCACAAGUGGACAAACUGGAAGCCCGAGGUGUUCAACGACGUCUUUAGGCGACCUGUCUUCCAGCCUCUCCCUUCCAAGGAUGACGCGCUUUCUCUCCUCAAGGACUACUUUGAGAAUUUCAACUGCAUGUUCCCGCUCUUCCACCAGCCGACCUUUAUGCACCUCGUGCAGCGGCAGUACUCGGCUGAUCCGUACCAAGGCUCCGGUUGGUGGGCCAGUCUCAACUGUGCUCUCGCCAUUGCGCACAGACUCCGCGUCAUGAGCCACCUCGUCCCUCAGGAGGAAGACCAGGUAUCGUGGGGCUACCUCAAAAACGCCAUGGGCGUAUUCACGGAAUUGACCAUGCGCAACACCGAUCUCCUGUCCGUGCAGGCGCUGCUCGGUAUGGCCCUCUUCAUGCAGGGCACCCCCAACCCGCAGCCCAGCACGCUCUUGGUCGCAGCAGCGAUACGUCUCUCGCACACCAUUGGCCUGCACAAGCGCGGCACCGGGUUCAACUUGAACCCCAUUGAGCUUGAGCAAAGGAAACGCGUAUUCUGGAUCGCCUACAUACUGGACAAGGACAUGUGCCUUCGUGCCGGCCGCCCACCCACCCAGGACGACGACGACAUGAACAUUGACCUGCCCGACGCCGACCCGGAAGACAACAUUGGCAACAUUCCUCUCGCCGAUGGCAAGUCCAAGAUGAACAUCUUCCGGACCAUGUGCGAGUUCGCCGUCAUCGAGUCGGACGUCUACAGGCGGCUGUACUCGACCAAGGCGACCAAGUCGUCUGUCGGCGAGCUUCUCAAUGCCAUUGGCGAGCUGGACUCGCAGCUGGAAGACUGGAAGGACGCCAUCCCCAUUGACUUUCGACCCGAGCACGAGAUCAAGGCCAGCCACACGCCCCUGAUCCUGCACGUAGUCAUGCUGCACUUUGCCUACUACAACUGCCUGACGACGAUCCACCGCAUGAGCGUCCAUCACGGCUUCUGGACGAGCCGGCUGAGCAACUACGCACUGCAAGGGCUCAACACCAAGGCCCUCAACCCCCGCGUGUACAGCUCGGCGGCGCUGUGCACGGCCGCCGCGCGCGCGUCCAUCAGCCUCGUCAAGUACAUCCCCCAGGGGGAUAACUCGUGCGUCUGGAUGAUUCUCUACUUCCCCGUGUCCGCGUUGAUGACCCUCUUUGCCAACAUCCUCAACAAUCCGCUCGACCCGCGCGCGAAGCCCGACAUUCGCCUGAUGAACCUCGUGGUGAAUUUCCUGAGCAUGCUGGGCCACGAGGCCGAGCAGGGUGGCGUGUACCGCAUGCUCGGCGUAUGCGCCGAGUUUGAGCGUAUCGCCAAGAGUGUCAUUGAGAAGGCGGAGAAGGACCAGUCGUCACGGCGGAAACGCAAGAAUCACCACAACAAUGCCGAGAACAAGGCCAAGGCGAUGCCCAAUGGAGGAGGAGCAGGCAUGAGAGUACCCAACAGCAGCAAUCUGAGCCCUGUGCAGGCCGACACGACGGGCUUCAGCCCCCUUUCCUAUGGGCCCUCGCCGAACAUGCCGUGGAACACACAAGCGCCGCCGCCGCCGCCGGCCGACUUUGCAACGUACCCGCCCAACGGUGACUUUGACGGCUUCGCCCAGCAAGGCGGCUUCCCCACGAGCGACUCGCCGGGCAGCAACGGGGGCAUGCAGCAGCAGCCCAUGCAGGGCACGGGGGCGGCGUUCCCCAUGCACCAGCCCAUGCUGCCGACCGACCUCUUCCAGCUGCCGAUGAACCUGGACUGGGACUGGGCCGAGCUGAGCGGCGGCGCGUACCCGACGGUGGAGAACGGGAACUUUGGCGGUGAUCCGAUGGGGUAG